CCUUUACCCACCAACCCCCGCCUUUGUACAGACUACAACUUGUAAAGAGGAGAGAGUCUAAAGACAAUUGCUUUGCUCGCUCACUCCAGCCAACCUCGUCGUCUCCCUCGUUCUGGUUCUUCUUUGUUGAUUGUUCGCUGUCUGUCUGUCUUGUCUUCGGAAUAUUAAUUCAGGAAAGACAAGCUUUGCGCAGCAAAUGCAAAUGUCAUUGCCUUGCGUAAAACAACCCGAUGUCAUCACCUGCAAAGCUGCGGUGGCAUGGGGAGCUGGAAAGCCUUUAGUGAUAGAGGAAGUGAAUGUGAAUCCACCUCAGGCAAUGGAGAUAAGGAUCAAAGUCGUCUGCACCUCUCUCUGUCGCAGUGACAUCACUGCCUGGGAGUCUCAGGCUAUUUUUCCUCGAAUAUUUGGCCAUGAAGCAACAGGGAUUGUCGAGAGUGUUGGGCAGGGAGUUACUGAGUUUACUGAAGGGGACCAUGUGCUAACAGUCUUCAUUGGAGAGUGCGGGAAAUGCAGGCAAUGCACAUCAGGUAAAAGCAACAUAUGUGAAGUACUGGGGCUGGAAAGGAGAGGUGUAAUGCACUGUGAUCAGAGGACACGCUUCUCCAUAAAUGGGAAGCCCAUUUAUCAUUAUUGUGCAGUUUCAAGUUUCAGUGAAUAUACGGUGGUGCACUCGGGAUGUGCUGUCAAAAUCAGCUCAGUUGUGCCUCUGGAAAAAGUAUGCCUUCUCAGUUGUGGAGUAGCUGCAGGCUUGGGUGCAGCUUGGAAUGUUGCUGAUAUAUCUAAUGGAUCCAGUGUGGUGAUAUUUGGUCUUGGGACCGUAGGCCUUUCUGUUGCACAGGGUGCUAAGCUUAGGGGAGCAUCUCAAAUAAUUGGUGUUGACACUAAUCCUGAAAAGGGUGAAAAUGCAAAAGCUUUUGGAAUUACAGCAUUUAUCAACCCUCAUGACAGCAAAGAUCCUAUUCAACAGGUUAUUAAGAAUCUGACAGGUGGAGGGGCCGAUUACUCAUUUGAAUGUAUAGGUGACACUGGAAUGGUAACUACUGCUUUGCAGGCAUGUUGCGAUGGAUGGGGGUUGACAGUUACACUUGGUGUGCCAAAAGUGAAGCCGGAGGUAACAGCUCAUUAUGGAAUAUUUCUUACUGGAAGAACGUUGAAGGGAUCUCUAUUUGGAGGAUGGAAACCUAAAUCUGAUCUACCUUCAUUAGUAGAUAUGUACACAAAAAAGGAAAUCCAAGUCGAUGAGUACAUAACACAUAACCUGCCAUUUGAAGAUGUCAACAAAGCUUUCAAUCUCAUGAGAGAAGGGAAGUGUUUGCGUUGUGUAAUCCACAUGGCAAAGUAAUUUCUCUUCUUCUGUCUUGCCUCGAUACACGUGAGAGAGUUAAUUGUACAAUAUUGUUCUGAUAAAAUAAAGUGAGUUUCAUCUGAAUUCUGAAAGUGGGUAUUUAUGGAGUAGGAUUAUCUGUGGGCAAUCUACUGGAAGCUCAAGCCUAUCUCACAUAACCCACCGUACUACUUGUUUGUUACUAUGUUAAAACUGUUCUUAAAGUACUUAUGGGCAUGUACACUAGCAUUCUAUGGGAUUUGGGAAGACAGUUUUAAUUCAA
Molecule: messenger RNA, 1607 nt
Organism: Prunus mume (Japanese apricot)
Lineage: Eukaryota; Viridiplantae; Streptophyta; Magnoliopsida; Rosales; Rosaceae
Product: GroES-like zinc-binding dehydrogenase family protein
Biological process (GO): formaldehyde catabolic process
Cellular component (GO): cytosol
Molecular function (GO): alcohol dehydrogenase (NAD+) activity; zinc ion binding; S-(hydroxymethyl)glutathione dehydrogenase [NAD(P)+] activity
Source: RefSeq, a predicted model, not a curated record